Messenger RNA from Spinacia oleracea (spinach), 2684 nucleotides. Its product is annotated as pentatricopeptide repeat-containing protein At1g09820. Bases 197 to 2059 code for a protein of 620 amino acids. Gene Ontology annotation, molecular function: protein binding. The record is from RefSeq and is a predicted model, not a curated record. Lineage: Eukaryota; Viridiplantae; Streptophyta; Magnoliopsida; Caryophyllales; Amaranthaceae. The transcript is spliced from 2 exons.
UAAACCAUUCACCGGUUCACCUUACUGAUCAACGUGUCCAGUGUUGCAUCCACUAUUCCACCACAUGCACUUGCCUUACUCCGGCGAUUCACACACCGGGAAACCGAUUCUCACUAUCCAUUUCCACCGGUAGCCGGUAACUGGUAAUUUCUCCCUCUUCAUCUGAAAUCCCUUCUGUUGAUUGCUGAAUCUUGAAAUGUAUGCAAUUUCCCCGUUUUUCCGAUGUCUCAAAUCAGCUAAUCGCCAUUGUUAUACCCCUUUAUGUUCCAUUAUACAAGUAUCUCUUAAUUAUCAUUUAAGAUUGUUUAAUACUUCAAAUUCAACCGAAAUUAACGAAACCCCAGAAAACCCCAACCCAAUUUCAGCAAUUUCUGAGCUCAUAGCUAAGCAGCAUUGGAAGGAAUUGAAAGUAAAUUAUCUGAAUGAAACAAACCCUAAUGAAAUUCUGCAACAAUUGUUUGAUUCUAACACUGACCCGCGUCUGAUUCUUCAGUAUUUUAAAUGGUUAGAGGCAAACCAUGGUGUUUUACAUGACAUUAAGGUGUAUUUUAAGGUUUUUCAUAUGUUAGCUGAGGAGAAAUUAUAUGGGGAGAUUAGGAAGUUGUUGAAUGGGUUUGUGAAGAAGGGGAAGUACUCGAAUUCAGAGGUUUUUCAUACUCUUUCGACUACAUUUGCUGACUCGUUUAAGGUUAAUUCGAUGAUUGUUGAUAUGCUAGUUCAGACAUAUGUGAGAACUUUGAAGGUGGAUUUGGCGGUUGAGGCGGUUAGGAGAGCUUGGGAAUAUGGUUUUAGGUUAUCAGUUUUAUCGUGUAACCCGUUGUUGAGUGCUUUGGUUGAUGAAGGGAAGAUAAAAGUUAUGGAACAAUUGUUUAAAGAGAUGAUUAGGAGGGGAGUUCAGCUUGAUAUUAUGACGUUUAACACGGUCAUUCAUGGGUUUUGUAAAGUUGGUCAGUUGCAAAGGGGGCAUGAUCUUUUAGAGGAUAUCAAACUAUGGGGGUUAUCUCCAACUGUUGUCACGUAUAACACUCUUAUUGAUGGGUAUUGCAAGACAUCAAGGGUUGGAAAGAUGUAUAAAGCGGAUGCUUUCUUGAAAGAAAUGGUGUCAAUGAACAUUACCCCAAAUGAGAUCACCUACAAUACUCUUAUUGAUGGAUUCUGUAAAGAUCAAAACUUGCCAUCUGCUUUGAAGGUUUAUAAAGAAAUGCAGCGUAAUGGAUUGAAACCUGGUAAUGUCACGUAUAAUACACUGAUUAGGGGAUUCUGUAGUGAUGGUAAAAUGGAUGAAGCUUUAGAGUUAAGAAAUGACAUGUCUAUUCUAGGUUUGAAGCCGAAUAUCAUAACGUAUAAUGUCCUUAUCAAUGGCUAUUCUAAAAUGGGAAAGAUCAAAGAAGCUAGGGAGUUGCUGGAAGAUGCUGAUAGAAUAGGUUUAACUCCUAAUGUUGUAACUUUCAAUACUUUGAUUGAUGCUUAUUGCAAGGCUGGGAUGAUGGACGAAGCUGUUGCGUUGCGGAUUUCAAUGUUGGAGCGGAACAUCUCCCCUAAUGUCUCGACUUAUAACUGCUUGAUUGGUGGAUUUUACAAAAACGAGGAUUUUGAGAGGGUUGGUGAUAUGUUAAGAGAAAUGAAAGAUUUGGGGAUCCAACCUGAUACUGUGACAUAUAACAUACGGAUAGGUGCUCUUUGCCAGAAAGAUAACACAAGAAAAGCAGUUAAGCUACUAGAUCAAAUGUUAGAGAUGGGUUUGAAUCCAACUCAUGUGACCUAUAAUACCUUAAUCGAUGGCUACUGUACUAAAGGAAAUCUCAGGGAUGCCAUGAAUAUGAGAAAGAGAAUGGAGAAAGAUGGUAAAAGAGCAAAUGUUGUGACGUAUAAUGUGUUAAUAAAGGGUCUUUGUAUCAAAGGCAAGAUGCAAGAAGCAAACAAACUUCUUAAUGAGAUGUUGGAGAAAGGUUUAGUCCCUAACCGGAUCACUUAUGAUAUAAUCAAGGAGGAAAUGAUGGAGAAAGGAUUUGCCCCUGAUAUUGAUGGACAUCUUUAUAAUCAAUCUUCUGUAUCUUAAUUAUGUGGCAGGGGAUUAUUGCUUGAAUGCUUUCAUAUCACUGUUUUGUUGGCAGUUCACGGUAUUAGAUGCUGCUUGCUACUCCUUGGUCGCCGAGUUUUCUUUCUUGGAAAGAAAAAACACAUUCAUUGGUAGUGGAGCAAUGGAAAAGAAAAUUCAGAAGUAGAUUACAUUGCUCCACCAUGCUGUUAUCAGACCCAGGAUUAUGUCACUGUUUAGGGUUCAGUGAUUUGUGGGUUUUGUAAUCAGUUUCUUGGUUGGGAAUUGCUUCAACUGUAAAGUCUGUAAUAUUGGUGGCAGGCUACAGCAAGAGGCUGAUGCAUGGAAAUUUUGCCUAUCAAAUAGAACUGUGAUUAGCCUGGAGGAGUUUUCUUCUACCGAGAUACAGAGGUUUCGGUGACGUGUACAGUCAAGUCUUCAUGCAUGGAGUAGUGUUCCACUACGGAUGAUCAUGAUUCGUGAAGCUCGUUAAAGAUACUCAAUUAGGGCUGAGGACUGCUGAUAUUUUCUAAAUUCGGAGUAUAUUGUGUCUUUCCAUCUGUAAAUUUGUCAGGUUAGGCUGUUCAGUGUGAUCUACUGAUCUGUGAUCUGUGAUGAUAUCAAUGUUCUUCAGAGUAAUGCUUUA